AUGGCGGAUCGGUCCACGCCCCAGUUAGAGACCAGCGCCGACGCCGACACGACGAGGGUCCGCGCGCUGGUUUCGAUGGUGCGUUUUGGGCGGUUUUUGGACGCCAGCGGCUCAGUGUCUUACGGCAUUCAGCAGCCUGACGGUUCCUUCAACUACGCAGAGGGCUGUCCGUUUGCUUCAACAUUAAAGGACACAGGCAAGAAGGCAGUGUUAACGCGUUGUCUGCCGCCGGUUCAGCCCGUAGAAGUCAUAUGCAUCGGCCUCAACUACCGCAAGCACGCCGACGAGCUGAAGCUGCCGUACCCAAAGAACCCGGUUGUGUUCCUGAAGCCAGUGACCACCGUGACGGGCCAUGGCGCCGAGGUGGUGAAACCGCGCGUGACGCAGAAGAUGGAUUACGAGGUGGAGCUGGCAGUCGUCAUCGGCCGCGCCUGCAAGGACGUGACCCCCGAGGGGGCGCUGGACUACGUCCUCGGCUACACCUGCGCGAACGACAUCUCCACGAGGGACUGGCAGAAGGUCCCCGAGCUGGCCGGCAGCCAGUGGUGCCGCUCGAAGAUGUUCGACGGGUUCGCCCCGCUCGGGCCAGUGGUGACCACGAGGGACGAGCUGCCCGACCCAGGCAAGCUCCGCGUACGGACGUGGCUCAACGGGGAGCAGGGGCGGCCUGUCGAGGGGGCGCGGGCGAGCGACCUGAUCUUCAGCGUGCAGCAGUGCAUCAGCUUCCUGUCGAUCGGCACCACGCUGCAGCCGGGCACCGUGAUCCUAACUGGCACGCCCGCUGGCGUCGGGGCCAGGGACGCAGCCCGCAGCCCUGGCUGCAGCCUGGCGACCGUGUGGCCGUGGAGGUGGAGGGCGUCGGCAGGCUGGAGAACACCGUCGUGGCGGACCCUUCGCCAGCGGCCUGCUUCUACGUCCCGUCCAAGCUGUGACCCCCCGCGCGCGCCGGGGGCCCCCUCGGCGCACCGCGGCGCACCACCGCGGGUGCGCGCGGCGUUCCCACGGGGGGGGGGGGGG
Molecule: messenger RNA, 1017 nt
Organism: Prorocentrum cordatum
Lineage: Eukaryota; Dinophyceae; Prorocentrales; Prorocentraceae
Source: the annotation of a GenBank genome assembly